Beauveria bassiana ARSEF 2860 is the source of this 1839-nucleotide messenger RNA. Its product is annotated as Alkaline phosphatase-like protein. NCBI's taxonomy places the organism in Eukaryota, Fungi, Ascomycota, Sordariomycetes, Hypocreales, Cordycipitaceae. Gene Ontology annotation, molecular function: arylsulfatase activity. Bases 1 to 1839 code for a protein of 612 amino acids. The record is from RefSeq and is a predicted model, not a curated record. The transcript is spliced from 3 exons.
AUGGCGCGGCCGAACUUUCUGAUCAUUGUUGCCGACGACUUAGGCUUCAGCGACUGUGGCUGCUUCGGAUCCGAGAUUCAAACACCCAGAAUCGACGAAAUUGCUCAGGAACAGAAUGCACUGCGUUUCACAAACUUUCAUGUGGCGGCAGCGUGCUCGCCAACUCGGUCAAUGCUGAUGACAGGAACCGACCAUCACCUUGCUGGCCUCGGAGAGCUUGCCGAGUUUACCCGUAGCUCUGUCGCUCAUCAGGGUCAGCCUGGCCAUGAAGGAUACCUGAAUGAUCGCGUUGUUGCUCUUCCAGAGCUCCUGCAGGACGGCGGUUAUUACACUAUGAUGGCUGGGAAAUGGCAUCUGGGGUUAAAGCCUCAACACUAUCCCAUUCAUCGCGGCUUUCACAGGUCCUUUGCCCUUUUGCCCGGUUGUGCCAACCACUAUGGGUAUGAGCCACAGUAUGAAGAUCAGGACCACGCAGAUCGUUUUUUCGAAACGGCCACUCGAGCUUUACACGUCGAGGGUAGUGAGGUAGCAGAGCUUCCGGAACAGUUCUAUUCCUCGGACGCGUAUGCCUCCAAGCUCAUAGAAUACCUUUCUGAGCGAGACGAUAAUGAUGCUAAGAAGCCAUUCUUUGCCUAUCUUCCAUUCUCCGCCCCUCACUGGCCACUACAGGCCCCGAAGGAGGUGGCAGAUAAAUACAAAGGCAUGUAUGAGAAUGGGCCACAGGUUCUCAAAUCGGAACGUGUUGAUCGUCUGAAGAAGCUUGGUCUUGUUGACCAGGACAUUAUUUCGCAUCCAAUCGUACGUGUCGGUGAGCAAGAGUCUCAGCAAUGGGAGGAUUUGCCACAAGUGACAAGGGAAAGCUCUUCGAGAGCUAUGGAAGUAUACUCGGGCAUGGUAGAUCGCAUGGAUUGGAAUAUUGGUCGAGUUAUCGACCAUCUUCGUAAGACGGGCGAAUAUGAUAACACCAUGAUUCUGUUCAUGUCGGACAACGGAGCUGAAGGGGCUUCCUAUGAAGCACAGCCGAUUCUGGGAGACAAGGUGGCUGCCCACAUUGCCAAAUACUAUAACAACUCUCUAGAUAAUAUUGGUCGAGGCGAUUCGUUUGUAUGGUACGGAGCGCUGUGGGCGCAAGCGGCGACGGCGCCAUCCAGGCUGUUCAAGAUGCAUUCAACUGAAGGCGGGUGCCGCGUGCCGCUCGUUGUCAAGCCACCAAAGAGCAAAAACGUCUCAGAUGCGCGCAUUACCAAGGCGUACUGCACAGUCAUGGAUAUCGUGCCGACUGUUCUGGAAAUGGCUGGUUUAAGUCACCCCGGCACAUAUUACAGGGGCCGAGAAAUUGCUGGUCUGCGGGGAAAAAGCUGGUAUCCUUAUUUGCGGUCUCUGCAUGCAGCGGAAGGUGAGAAGAAGCGCUGUAAAGAUGAGGAGUUUGACAUCCAUGACGAUACAUAUGUGACGGGCUUCGAAAUUGCUGGCUCGGGAGCCCUGAGACAAGGUCACUGGAAGUUGGUAUUUGUGCCUGCACCACGAGGGCCCCAGGAGUGGGAGCUGUUCCAUAUGAAGAAAGAUCCUGGAGAGACAAAGAACCUUCGUUACGCAGAGCCGGCUAAGUUUGCCGAGCUGAUGCGCCUGUGGGAGGAGUACAAGGCGGAGGUGGGAUGCAUCGGAGUGGCAGGCGAGUUCCCCGAGGCGGUACAGGGACAGCGUGCGUCGCUUAACGACGAGUUCGCGGAUCCAUAUAGCUGGAUCAAGUUCAUCGGCCGGCCGAGUCUUGUGCCGGGUCAUUUGGAGCAUAUUCGAGUCGUGAUGGACCCAACAGUGAGGAGCAGAGUGGCGACUUAG